This is a messenger RNA of Miscanthus lutarioriparius, 1239 nucleotides long. The record is from the annotation of a GenBank genome assembly. NCBI's taxonomy places the organism in Eukaryota, Viridiplantae, Streptophyta, Magnoliopsida, Poales, Poaceae.
AUGGAUUCGGAUGAUAAAUUCGAAGAACAGGCAGCACGCGACGGUGGAAUCAUCAAGAAUGGAAGGGAAAUCCUAUUCCAGGCUUUUAACUGGGAAUCCAAUAAGAAUAACUGGUGGAGUAAUUUGGAGGAGAAAGUUACUGAUCUUGCAGAAUCUGGGUUUACGUCAGUGUGGCUUCCUCCACCAACACAAUCAUUAUCUCGAGAAGGCUAUCUACCACAGAAUCUGUACUGCCUUGACUCAUGUUAUGGUUCCCUCCAUGAGCUAAAAUUGUUGCUUCAUAAAAUGAGCGAACACAAUGUAAGGGCUAUGGCAGAUGUUGUUAUCAACCAUCGAAUUGGGACUACUAAAGGAUCCAAUGGCAUGUAUAAUCGUUAUGAUGGCAUCCCAAUAUCAUGGGAUGAACAUGCUGUUACAUCUUGUUCUGGUGGGAAGGGAAACAAGAGCACUGGGGAUAACUUUGAUGGGGUUCCCAACAUAGAUCAUACACAACCAUUUGUACGCAAAGAUAUUAUUGAAUGGUUGAUCUGGCUUCGAAAAUCUAUUGGUUUUCAAGAUUUUCGCUUUGAUUUCACGAAAGGUUACGCAGCCAAGUUCGUGAAAGAAUACAUUGAGGAAUCAAAACCUCUUUUUGCAGUUGGGGAAUACUGGGAUAGUUGUGAAUAUAGCCCCCCUGACUACCGACUGAACUAUAAUCAAGAUAGCCAUAGGCAGAAAAUUAUUAAUUGGAUAGAUAGCACUGGAGGACUUUGUGCUGCAUUUGAUUUCACGACAAAGGGUAUUCUUCAGGAAGCUGUCAAAGGAGAGUUGUGGCGUUUGCGAGACCCAGAAGGAAAACCACCUGGUGUGAUGGGAUGGUGGCCUUCAAGAUCAGUUACAUUUAUUGAAAACCAUGACACUGGAUCCACUCAGGGUCAUUGGCCUUUUCCAUCAGAUCAUAUUAUGGAGGGAUAUGCUUAUAUACUCACCCACCCUGGCAUCCCCACAGUGUUCUAUGAUCACUUCUAUGACCAGGGAGUGCCUCUCCAUGACGAAAUUGCUAAACUGAUGCAAAUCAGAAAAUGCCAAGAUAUACAUAGCCGUUCAUCAAUCAAAAUUCUGGAGGUUAGGUCAGAUCUGUACUCAGCAAUCAUCGACGAUAAGUUGUGCAUGAAGAUCGGGGACGGCUCGUGGUGCCCAAGUGAUCCAGAGUGGAGGUUGGCAGCCUCUGGCGACAGAUAUGCUGUAUGGCACAAGUGA